ACCUUCCGCGGUCAUCUGUAAAUGCUCCGGUAAUUAACGUGGCAGACAUGAAUCCUUAGUUUUAGAAAUAUUUAUUUAUAUCUAUUUAGUAUUCUAUUAAAUUAUUGAGGUUAUAUUUGCAGAGCAAAGUUAUAUAUUAUCUUCAAAGAAAUGCUCCCUAUAAGUGAUUAUCAAAAGAUUGGCAUUGGAGUAACUGGAUUUGGAAUGCUGUUUCUGUUUCUUGGUAUGAUGUUGUUCUUUGAUAGAGGAUUACUUGCAAUAGGAAAUAUUUUGUUUAUAUCUGGAUUAGCUUUAGUCAUUGGUUUAGAAAGAACAUUUAGAUUUUUCUUCCAGAAAACAAAGUUAAAAGGUAGCGGGUUCUUCCUUGGUGGAAUACUAGUAGUUUUAUUAGGCUGGCCGGUAAUUGGAAUGGUUGUUGAAAUAUAUGGUUUUAUUCUACUCUUCAAAGGUUUUUUUCCUGUUGUCAUAAAUUUUUUGCGACGAGUUCCUGUGAUUGGGAAUAUAUUAAUGUUACCAGGAAUUAGUGCGAUAGUAAAUUAUGUGGCGAAUGACCCUAACAGUAUGGUUUAAAUUGACCCUGAGCUUUCAACAAAUUCCGUUCUUUUAGCGAAUUCCACCUGAAUGAUCUUAUCUAUGAAAAUGAAAGAGAAAUUACACAUGGUCACACAAUUUCAACAAAAAUUAAAUUUAUUAGAAGAAAUAUGUAAGUUGAUGAAAUACGAAGUCUAUUCAAAAUUUUA
Molecule: messenger RNA, 740 nt
Organism: Hydra vulgaris (swiftwater hydra)
Lineage: Eukaryota; Metazoa; Cnidaria; Hydrozoa; Anthoathecata; Hydridae
Product: vesicle transport protein GOT1B
Biological process (GO): endoplasmic reticulum to Golgi vesicle-mediated transport; retrograde transport, endosome to Golgi
Cellular component (GO): endoplasmic reticulum; membrane
Source: RefSeq, a predicted model, not a curated record